AAUUUCGUUCAGUCAGUCGUCUCGCGCACGUCUGCCAUCCAAGAGGAGCAAAUAGCAUGGGGGGCGAUCCUCAUCACACUUCACAGCGACAGGCUCGCUCGAAUCGUGCGAACGAGGAGAAGGAUGAAGGGCCGUCCAUGCAGCAGAUCAAUGAGGAGUUCGUGACUCUCUACGAACUCCUGGAGAAACAGGGACUGAACGAGAGCGAAUGGGUGGCCGUGACGCAGCCCAUCGUCGACGUGGUCCGCAAGGCCAAGGUCCGGCAGCGGGCGGCGAGGAUGGCCAAGUGGGUCUCCGUCUGCGCCGGCCUCCUGCUGGCCAUGCACCUCCUGCUGCAGAUUUCGUUGGUGCAGAAGGCCGGUCACGUCCUCUUCAGGCACUUCCUGCUGAUGAUCCUGCCUCGCUGGGACUGGACUCGCGUCUACUACUCCGACUGCUUCAUCUCCAACCCGUACUACGUGAGCCGGUCGCUGCUGGAGGAUGACUGCAAUGUGUGCGAAUCCCUGGAGAAGAUGGACCGGCUGUCGAACGUGUCGUCUUGGGUCGUCACGGAGGACUACCUAAAGAAUGACGUCCCCUUCUUGGUCACCGACGCCAUGGACGACUGGCCCGUCAUGAACACGGAGGAGUUCUGGUUCGACAACGUCACGGAGAUGUACCUGAGCGAGGACCUGCGCGGCGUGUACCCCUGCGAGCUCACGUCCAACCUCCGCCUCCGGCCGGACGACCUGCGGACCUUCCUCAAGAAGAUACACAAUCCCGACGUCCGGAGGUGGUACGGCCAUUGGGAGAACUGCAACAAGAAGGCAGCCAAGGUCCUGCGCCAGCUGUAUCGGCGCCCGUACUUCAUUCCGCACAUGGUCGACCUGUCGGACUCGAACUGGGUCCUCAUAUCGUCGGACUUCAAGGGGAAGGUUUACAAGGAGGUGGACUUCCACACGGAGCUCUUGUGGGUGGCGCAGGUGCGAGGCUGGAGCAAGAUUCGUCUCGUGCCCCGAGAACCAUGCGACCACUUCUGCCCCGAGCUGUUGGACACGCUGACCGAGGGGCAUAUGGUUGUGGUAACAAACCUAUUAUGGAAAUUCGAAUACAUCCCCGGAGAACACACGGAUAACAUGGCCGUCGCAGUGGGAGGAUUUUGGACCUAGAGCCCCGUCGGCCGCUGCAGAAAAGCGCGGGUCAAGAAUCCCCCGCGUGGAUUUCCUUAGCCAUAGAAAAUUGAAUCAAGAUAGGACUGAUGUCUUGCGA
Molecule: messenger RNA, 1248 nt
Organism: Penaeus indicus
Lineage: Eukaryota; Metazoa; Arthropoda; Malacostraca; Decapoda; Penaeidae
Exons: 9
Coding region: 57-1148 (363 amino acids)
Source: RefSeq, a predicted model, not a curated record